Messenger RNA from Cercospora beticola, 2132 nucleotides. RefSeq names its product GNAT family N-acetyltransferase. The record is from RefSeq and is a predicted model, not a curated record. Gene Ontology annotation, biological process: mitotic sister chromatid cohesion. NCBI's taxonomy places the organism in Eukaryota, Fungi, Ascomycota, Dothideomycetes, Mycosphaerellales, Mycosphaerellaceae. Gene Ontology annotation, cellular component: NatA complex. Gene Ontology annotation, molecular function: N-acetyltransferase activity.
GUCCGACUUUCCUCACGACAUGUACAUUCGCCGCAGCGAGCAUGUCCCAUGUCGCAGUCGUCACUGCUCGCCUGGCUGAACAAGCCAGCCAUUGUCCGGAGCGCACCGUCGCUUGAGCAAUCACAGACACCCGACACUGGCAAGCUACCAGUGCAGAUCACAACACCAGCAGCGGACGUAGAAGCAUCCCAACCUCAAUCCGACCACAGCCCGACCAACGAGCUGACAGCACACCUUUCGGAAAGACGCCCAUUGCCCCAAAAUGUCGAGCUGAGGUCAUGCACUCAAGCCGAUAUCCCACACCUCAAGCGACUAACGAGUCUUUUACUCCCCAUCCCGUACCCGGACAAGUUCUACAAGGACAUUGUGAAUGACCCAGUCACAAACAGCAUCACUCUGCUUGCAGUUUGGCACGAUGAUUCGACAUCUCAGUCGAAGGGAAAGGGACGUCUGAUCGGUGCCAUUCGCUGUAGGUUACUGGAACCAUCCACCGCGAGUACGGAAUUUCCAUCCCGCGAAGCCACGGCGCCUGUAUUGUACCUGAGCACUCUAGUGCUUUUGUCGCCCUAUCGACAUCACGGAAUUGCUACUCACUUGCUUCGCACAGUCGUGCAGAAGGCAGCAGAAGACUACGGCGUUACACGUGUCGGCGCACACGUGUGGGAAGCCAACGCCGAUGGCCUGGCGUGGUACCGCAAACGCGAAUUUCGAGAGACGCGUCGCGAGCCUGGCUAUUACCGUCGUCUCGAUCCUUCAGCAGCGGUAGUGGUCGAGCGGGAUGUCAGGGUCGCAGACUUCCUGAGCACCUAGCGACGACUUGUUAGGCAGGGGUGAAUCGAUUUAGCGUUUGUCCAGGGAAGAUGAUCCGCGAUACUGUAUGUAGAGGGCUGGACGAUCAACAUUCAUCCUCAAAUUCUGCGUGGGAGCAGAUGACUCGCCGCCUUUCACGGCUGAGGAGUGGAGCUUGUCACGGAGGGCAAGUGCCUCUCGCAGUCAACAUCGUCGCGUCCUCGCCUCCACGCUUCGUACCACUCUCGAAGACGAUUCCGACCAAAGCAUUUGCAAGUGCCUGCCAGACGGUGUGCGCUCCUCGUUGGUCAAAAACGGCCGAGACGAAUAGGUGCUGCUACGGACGCGGAACAUCCGUGGUAUUACAUAGCCCGACAAGGCAAGUCUGCUGCAAGUACGAUGUCUUGUAGUCGGACUCGCCGUAUGGGGCGUUUUGUGGCGGAAAUUGGCAGAUAUGUGGCGGAGGCAGCGAAUGUGAGCAGCACGGGUGCCGCAUGACUUGUUGGCACAUCAGGCCAUCAAUUGAUCGCACAGCUCGCAUGUAUUCGUGGCCGAGAACGCUCUUGCCACGUUCGAUGCAUCACAUCACUCGUCAACUGCCUGGAACCGAAAAUGCGGUCGACCACGUGUGGUCGGUGCACUAGCAUCUAGACUUGAAUAAACUUUCGCAAGCGCAUCCUCAACACCGCCUCUCGACCAUUAUGCUUUGCUGGCUGGAGCAGCCCGACCUCUCGUAGUCCACCCAGCGCCAUGCCGCUAGUCUGGAAAAGGGCAAAGGACAACACACGGGAGAACAUGCAGAGAAAGUUCGGGAGCGAGACGCGCAUCUCUGGACCUGCAAGCUGCUGCUUGCGCUGGGCGAAAAUUGGGCUCGAUGUCCGCGAGUAAGCUCUUCACAGGCGAGACAUGCUGUGUUUCCGCACUCGUGCUGUGCCAAAGGGCACACUGGUGGAAUGUUCACUCGCCACUCAGGUCUCGACGGAGAAUUUCCUGCCCAGCCGCGAACCACCAGACGGGAGCUGAAGAUUUCGCAGACUAGACGCGCCGGCGAGGACGAUAUUUCUUGCAGCCAAGCGGAAGGCUUGCAUGCCGAGUCGACUACCACGCCGUACAAUGUCCCCUUUCGUGCGCCAUGUCAGCCACGAAACCCUUUUCUAGUCGAGAACCGCACAUGGCACGCAAGCUGCCUCGUGGCAUGGCUUGCGGAGUGCCCAUCUGUAACUCACGCAUGCACCCUCCGGCGGGUUCUGGCUCAGCCUCCACUGCACAUUUACCUUUCACAGCCAGCCUUAUGGGUCUCAUAUCGGCAGCAGUGCUUGAUCAUUGGUCGCCGUUGAGCCCCA